GUCAGAGACAGCGUUGAUGUCAGCGGAUGUGGAAGAGGUGGCGGAGGCACCGCGAGAGACGCCUAGUCCCUCCAUGAAGAGCGGCAGUGCAGGCAGCAAAGGCAGCGCCAUGAAGGCUUCCAGCUGCGACCUUCGGCAACCCAGCGACCAGGACGACACGGACUCUGAGUUGUCCGACGGCGAGAACUUCCUCACCAAGGGCGCCUUCCUGCUGACCCCCAGCAACGAGCUGAACAUGGAGAAGGCGUCGGCGAUCUGCGAGAAGAUGAACUUCCGAGGGCCCUACUCGCUGACGAAGACCGCCACUGGGAUAUUGUUCAAGUUUGCCGAAAUGGACGACUACCAAGCGACUUUCAAGAAGGGCUUUCAUAAAGUUACGGGAGCUAGGUUUUACAAAAAGAUCCCGAUCCCGUGUCGGCCUCAGAAGACGUUCGUGGUGUUUGUGCUGGAGGUGCCGGACGAGGUGCCGGAGGAGGACAUCAGACACGCGUUGUACAAAUACUCCUCCGUGGUGGAGGUCUGCAGACUCCAGGGAGGGGUUGUGGCAAGUGGCAGUGGAACUUCUCUGUCCUCAGCUGGUGGCCAACAGGGUAGUACAAGAGCUCUUGACAAAGUGGCCAGGAACGAGGGUUCCACUGCGUCAAGCAACAUUUCAGGCAGCAUCAGAUCUCUAGACAAAGCGGCCAGGAACGAAUUCGGUACUACAUCAGAAAAAAUAUCAGGCAGCAUCAGAGCUCCUGACAAAGCGGCCAGGAACGAAUUUGGUACUGCAUCAGAAAAAAUAUCAGGCAGCACCAGGGCUCUCGACAAGGUAGCAAGGAACGAAGGAACUGCCUCAGGAAACACGUCUGGAUCGGAGGCAGGGCCUAUCUUGGGUACUUCGCCUCCGCCAAUCGUCCGAAUCACAUUGGCGUCCAUCGACGAGUACAACUCCCUGAUAACCAAUGGUUUUGAUUUCUACGGGGCCACCUUCUUCCCCACGGAGGCGGCGACUGCAAACAUGUACCGCAACACUGGACGCAAGGGUAGCAGUGGCAACGUAUACUUGCCACCUGUAUGGUAUCCCAACAACAGAAGAUAUAGCCGCUACUUGGACUUACCAUCUGGAGGAGGAAGGGUUAGGGAUCUUCUGCCAGUUUUUGACUCGACUGCGUUCGCUAAAAUACCCCCUCCUGCCAGCAAAACGGUUAAACCUAAGUAGAUAACAUAUUAUGUAAGGUGUGCCAAUAAGCUGACUCGGUGAAACACUUUUGGUAAAAAGUAUUCUUUAGAACAUUAUGCUACUAAUUUAGUGAGUAAAGGCUGUAAUCAAAGUUUACUAUGUUUUCUUCUCAAGACAUUGAGAGAUUUUUUUACUAUUGGAGUUCAUUAACUUCAUAACUGAAAUGUAGUUGACAAGUAUAAAAAACUCAAACUGUAUUUUUUCAAGUCUGAUGUGCAUAGCACGUAUUUUUGACAUACCUGUGAAUUUAAGUUAUAAGUAUUACUUGAUAUAUCAAUACAUAAAUAUUACUUGACAAGGGACUGGUGUUUCAACCUUGUAUUACAAUGCUUUUGACUUAGGUUUAGUUUAUUUUAGUUACAAUACAAUGCAACUCUGAAACAUAUGUUCCUAGCAUACAAAACAGUUCCUAAAAACCAGUGAUCUUAUGUCUGCCAUUUUCAGUGCCCAUAUAUUGCACCAUAAUAGGUUUUGUAAAUAGAAUACGGUUUUAUAUUCAAUAAUAAAUAUAUACCUCUG
Molecule: messenger RNA, 1741 nt
Organism: Macrosteles quadrilineatus (aster leafhopper)
Lineage: Eukaryota; Metazoa; Arthropoda; Insecta; Hemiptera; Cicadellidae
Exons: 8
Coding region: 17-1201 (394 amino acids)
Source: RefSeq, a predicted model, not a curated record